Molecule: messenger RNA, 754 nt
Organism: Astrephomene gubernaculifera
Lineage: Eukaryota; Viridiplantae; Chlorophyta; Chlorophyceae; Chlamydomonadales; Astrephomenaceae
Source: the annotation of a GenBank genome assembly
CUCAUCUCCUCCGCCUCCACCUGCGCCUCCCUCUUCUCCUGCCUGCUGCACCUGCUGAGGCAGCACCCGCAGCGCACGCCGCUCAUCGGAACAGCAAUCAAGUGCGGCGGCAAAUUUGUGGAGGACUUGCAGCGCAGCACGGGCGCCUGGAGGGGCUUAUGGCCGCGGCACGAGGAGCGCCUGCGCGGCACCGUGCGGCGGGUGCAGCGGGGCACCCGACUGCUCAAUGCGCUGUGUGCGGACGGCAAGGAGCGGCGGGCGGUUGCCAUCACGAAGAAGGUACCCGGCGUGAAGAGAGCGAUCGAGGCGUUCAUGCUCAACAUGCGGGCGCUGUUUCAUGAGAUGGGCUGCGCGGAGGGUAUUCGCAUUGCCCAGCUCAGGAACAAGGACCUGCACGGAAAUGAGGUGCCCUCGCAGGCGUACGACGAUGACAAUGACGCCGGCGGCUACUACGAUGCGGAUGCGGAUGCUGACGUGGACGCUGACGCGGACGGCGGGGAACAGCAGCACCCUCAACCUCCGCCUCCGCAACCGAAGAAACGUGGUCGGAAGCCCAAGGCCGCGGCGGCAGCGGAAGGGAGCCAACCGGGAGCCGCCGCCGCUGCUGGUGUUGGGGGUGGCAUCGACGGCGACGCCGAAGCUGACGGCGGCAAGGCUCCGAAACGCAAGAAACCACGAGGAGCCCGAGCCGCCGCCGCUGCCACCGCCGGGGAGGCCGAUGGCGGUGAAGGUGAAGAUGCCGCCGCGGCUCCGC